AUUGAAUUCUUCUACUUAGACUCUAUAUGCCGAUAUUUCCUUGUCGCCAACACCUUUCUCCUCGUCUCCGACUACUUAUGCUUUCUCACGCUUUCCUCUUGCCUCUCAACCUCAAGAUAGUCUCCAGCAUCCAGCACGCCGGACGAAGAUGGUGUGAAGCAGUUCCAGCCUCGGAUAGUCCCCAUUCCUCUUACAUCCCGUUGUUUCGUCAUUGAUUUCACCUUUUUCGACGACGUUAUUUACCUUUCUCGCAAGAAAUCUCAUUCACCGUCUCAAUCAGCAGAUAUUCUGAUGCCACGUAGGGAUCAGGGUGCCGACAAUGAUGAGCGAUCCCCGCUCAUUCAGGCUGUGACUAUCCAACAUAGCGAAGUCCCACAAGCAACGCUUACCGAAACAUCACCCUCGGAGGAUGGCUCGACUCCAAAUGAACCACUUCUCUCCAAUGACAGACCGCCAUCGGAAACUAUUGGCCUCGAAGACUCGAUCAUCGUCAGCAAAAGCACCUGGUACUUGAUUCUCCUAACGACGAGCAUCGGAGGACUCCAGAUUGUUUGGUCUGUCGAAUUGUCCAAUGGAUCGCCUUACCUGUUGUCGCUUGGCAUGAGCAAGGCUCUCCUCGCUGGGGUCUGGCUUGCUGGCCCCCUGACAGGAGCCCUUGUUCAGCCGUACAUCGGUAUUCUAAGUGAUCGAUGUCGAGUUUCCUGGGGCAAACGCAAGCCUUUUAUGAUUGCUGGAGCACUCGGAGUUGUCGUUACAUCCAUGAUACUUGCGUAUUCCCGAGAUAUCGUCCGUCUGAUUGGAGGACUCGACAUUGAUGCACCAUAUACAGGAGGUUAUAUGACUGCUACAAUAGUCUUGGCUACUGUGAUGAUGUGGUGUCUUGACUUUGCCAUCAACACGGUCCAAGCAGCUAUUCGCGCAUUCAUUGUAGAUGGCGCCCCAUCUCAUCAGCAAGAGUCAGCGAAUGCGUGGGCCUCACGUAUGACUGGUGUCGGAAAUGUGUUAGGCUAUGUCUUUGGAUACCUCGAUCUGCCGAAGUACUUCCACUUCUUCGGAAACACUCAAUUCAAGGUCUUGGUGGUUAUCGCAUCCAUCGCACUUGGGUCGACAGUGCUGCUUAGUAUUCUCACCAUCAAGGAACGGAACCCGCAGCACGACCCUCCUUCCAAAGCGGACAAUGAGUCUACUGGCUUCAUGGCCUUCUUUAGACAGGUCUUCGUCUCAAUCAAGCGUCUACCACCUCAGAUACGCAAAGUCUGUGAAGUCCAGUUCUUUCAUUGGAUGGGGUGGUUUCCAUUCCUGUUUUACAUCACCACCUAUAUUGGACAACUUUACGUAAAUCCAUACCUGGAGCCAGGACUUUCCGAUGCCGAGGUCGAGAAGCUGUGGGCAAAGGCUACUCGAAUAGGCACCUUUGCUCUACUGAUCUAUGCCAUUACUGCAUUUUCGUCGAACAUUAUACUGCCAUUUUUGGUGGUUCCAGCCUACGAAACUCGGGCAGUCCCUGAUGAUGUAGAUGAUAUCUUCACGCAGCCUGUUCUAACCCCGACUUCACCCAUCGGCACGAGAUCAUCGGAAUAUCCCUGGUUUGAAGCUCAUCAUCACCGGGCUCAUAGCCAGCCAGUGACACCAAACUCUCCGAUUGCCACGAGGUACGACGAAUUCCCCUUCUUCGAUAAUCCACCUCCAAGGUCACAAAGCGAUCUCAACAUCAACCGGUAUAUCUCUGGGGACUCUCACCUGUCAGAUCCAAGUGCAAAGGGCCCUAGUGGUAUUAGACGAUUCUUGACCAAGAUACAAAUUCCUGGAUUGACUCUCCGACGAACAUGGCUGCUUUCACAACUUUUGUUUUCAGUGUGCAUGUUCAGUACUUUCUUCAUCUCCACACCGUUAGCGGCAACCAUCAUGACUGCUUUCGUAGGCGUCUCGUGGUCCUUGACGCUUUGGGCUCCUUUUGCUCUGAUCUCGGCGGAAAUUUCCAAACGGGACGAGAUGAGAAGAAAGCGUUACCGACAACGCUUGAUGAAUGGAGACGACAAUAUCACCGAUAGUAAAAUGGACGAGGAGGAAGACCAAGCCGGGAUCAUUCUCGGCCUACACAAUGUCGCUAUCAGUGCUCCACAAAUUGUAGCCACACUUAUCAGCAGUGCCAUAUUCAAACUCUUGCAGAAGCCUAGAAACGUCCCUGGGGAUGUGAGUGUGGGGUGGACUUUGAGGAUUGGUGGAGCAGCUACACUGGUUGCCGCAUUUAUUACUUGGAGGAUGAAAGAGCCCGCAGAUGAAACUGAAGAUGAUCUGUAGGUCACCGUAUGCGGAUUUUUUGGAAGAUGCUUGUCCUUUCACGCAGACAACAUUUGAUGAAUACCGUGGUAUCGCUUUGGCAUGCUUUGGAUGCAAUAGAAGGUUAUCUCGUUAUGGCUUGCACGAGAGAUCAUACGAUGGCUAGGGAUACGAAGGGCAGGCGUGUUGUAUCAGUGGGAGCUUUGUGAGCGGCUUGUUCUAUAUCUUGUUUAGAUCUUUCUUCUUCGAUGGCGACAAUGUCCUUGAAACUCG
Molecule: messenger RNA, 2553 nt
Organism: Exophiala oligosperma
Lineage: Eukaryota; Fungi; Ascomycota; Eurotiomycetes; Chaetothyriales; Herpotrichiellaceae
Exons: 2
Coding region: 292-2301 (669 amino acids)
Cellular component (GO): membrane
Molecular function (GO): sucrose:proton symporter activity
Source: RefSeq, a predicted model, not a curated record